AUGAAGGGUCUUCUUUCUUUCGGCCUGCUUGCGGCGCCUCUUGUCCAGGGACACUACAUCUUCAGUCAGCUUUUCGUCGACGACAAGGCUGCCGGCGGUGACUACACCUACAUCCGCAAGAACACCAACACCUACAUGCCCUCCUUCACCUCCGAGAUCGUGAACUCUCCCGAGCUGCGAUGCAACAAGGGCGCUACGUCUGCAACUGCUCAGACUAUGACUGUGGCUGCCGGCAGCAAGCUCGGGUUCAAGCUCUGGUUCAACGAGUUCAUUGAGCACCCCGGCCCAGGCAUGGUCUACAUGUCCAAGGCGCCUGGAGAUCUUAACAGCUACGACGGCUCGGGAGACUGGUUCAAGGUGUUCGAGAGUGGUCUUUGCGGUAGCAACCCCAGCGUCGACACCGACUGGUGCACCUGGCAGAAGGACCGGAUCGAAUUCACGCUCCCGGCCGCCACCCCCCCAGGAGACUACCUUGUGCGCGUCGAGCACAUCGCCAUUCACGAGGGCCACGUCGGCAAGGCCCAGUUCUACAUGGAGUGCGCCCACAUCAAGGUCACUGGCAACGGCGCCGGUACCCCGGGCCCUCUGGUCAAGAUCCCCGGCAUGUACAGUUCCACUGACCCCGGUAUCGCCUACAACAAGUGGACCGGCAACCCGGCCCCCUAUGUCAUUCCCGGACCUGCCGUCUGGAACGGCGCCGCCGCCAGCAACAGCAGCCCCGCCCCUGUUGCCGAAGAUGCUGCAACCAACACCACCGCUCCCAGCGAGCCUGCUACGAGCGAGCCUGCCGCCGCCAACCCUCCUGCGAACGCUCCUCCCUCGAGCUCCGGUGCUUCUCUCUACGGCCAGUGCGGCGGCCAGGGAUGGUCCGGCGCAACCACUUGCGCGCAGGGAUCCUGCCAGCAGAUCAACCAGUACUACAGCCAGUGCGCUUAA
Messenger RNA from Colletotrichum graminicola M1.001, 936 nucleotides. RefSeq names its product fungal cellulose binding domain-containing protein. Gene Ontology annotation, biological process: carbohydrate metabolic process. Lineage: Eukaryota; Fungi; Ascomycota; Sordariomycetes; Glomerellales; Glomerellaceae. The transcript has a single exon. Gene Ontology annotation, molecular function: cellulose binding. The record is from RefSeq and is a predicted model, not a curated record. Bases 1 to 936 code for a protein of 311 amino acids. Gene Ontology annotation, cellular component: extracellular region.